Molecule: messenger RNA, 983 nt
Organism: Ceratitis capitata (Mediterranean fruit fly)
Lineage: Eukaryota; Metazoa; Arthropoda; Insecta; Diptera; Tephritidae
Gene: TBCB
Product: tubulin-folding cofactor B
Exons: 4
Coding region: 128-853 (241 amino acids)
Biological process (GO): cytoplasmic microtubule organization; tubulin complex assembly; post-chaperonin tubulin folding pathway
Cellular component (GO): nucleus; microtubule plus-end; cytoplasm
Molecular function (GO): microtubule plus-end binding; alpha-tubulin binding
Source: RefSeq, a predicted model, not a curated record
UGCGCUGUCAAGUAGUUAAAUUUACUUCAACAGCUGAUACAAGCAAACAAACAAGGGAAAACUAGUACAAGUCUGAUUUCAUUUAAUUAAACUAACCUUUAUAGAACACACAAUUUUUGAGCCAACAAUGGAGCCUCUACAGAUCAAUAGUGGUGAAGAUUAUGUGAAAGUCAAUAUAUCGAACUCCAAGAAUGAUAGCAUUGCAUUGGAUUUGAAAUUUGCAAAAAGUCUGACCGUGGGCCAAUUGAAGUGUAAAUUGGAAAUAAUUACCGGCGGCAAUGCGGCCACCAUGCAAUUGGAGUUGUAUAAUGGCGACCGGCUGGUUACAAAACUCCAAGACGACGCCAUCCUAGUGGGUGCGUUGCCCAUAGAAACGGGUAUGCGCAUACAUGUAAUUGAUAAUUUCAAUUGGAUAGUGGAUGUGGAGAAAUUCGAGCUAACCGAUGAGCAAUAUGAGACCAAACAGGAUACCGUAAGAAAUUUUCUCAAAAAGAAUCGUAUGGGCAAGUACAAUGAAGAAGAGGCACGACAGAAGGAGGAAAAAUUACAAAAACAAAAACAGCUGGAACAAGAACGUGCAGAGUUGUGUCACAUAGGGGGACGCUGUCAGGUAACAGUGCCCGGCAAUCCCGUGCGACGAGGUACUGUAAGAUAUAAUGGCCAAAUCGAGGGCAAGAAAGGUAUAUUUAUUGGAGUUGAGUAUGAUGAACCACUGGGCAAAAAUAAUGGCAGCGUGGAUGGCAAGUGCUACUUCAGUUGUGCGCCAAAUUACGGCGGUUUUGUGCCACCAACUGCGGUAGAGGUUGGCGAUUUUCCACCAGAGGAUACUGGACUCGAAGAGGAUGAGAUUUAAUUGUAGGAAGGAGCGAAAUAAUUGAGCCUAUCAUCUAAAGUAUAUACACUUUGCAUUUGUGAUUGAUUUUAUUUACAAUUUAGUUGUAAAACCACAUACAUACAUAUAUACGCAAAUAUUUUAUAAUAUU